Molecule: messenger RNA, 1871 nt
Organism: Xylaria bambusicola
Lineage: Eukaryota; Fungi; Ascomycota; Sordariomycetes; Xylariales; Xylariaceae
Exons: 3
Coding region: 320-1453 (377 amino acids)
Source: RefSeq, a predicted model, not a curated record
CGAACCUACCUCGCCUACCUUAAGUGACUGGGAGGCCAUGCUCCGCUCUCGAUCUCCCAGGAUGGAAUGGUUGACGGUGGCGUGAAUACAUUGACAUGCAUGCGUUGGCCGGGGUGUGGCCGGGGUGGUAAAGUGACAUUUGAAAGAUCGUCACGUACUCCGAUGCUACCUCAAGGCUAGCAAUGCUUUUCGACUGGUAGUGGCUUUACCUACCAGUCUAUGUAGGGGUAGCCAGAGAUCUUCUGGCAGCAUCCACCAAAGAGUCAGCCCCUCAAAAAAUGGUAUAUAGGUUGCCAGUCGCCACUACAAGUCUGUCACAAUGAAGUUCACUCAAACAUUGGCACCCGCCGCCGCCUUGUUCGGGGCUGUCAACGCUGGAGGAUACCCGGUCUACCCUGUGGAAACUCCUUCCUACCCGGUGGAAACGCCUUCGUAUCCUGCUGAGACUCCUUCUUACCCCGUGGAGACUCCCACUUCAUAUCCUACGGAGACUCCUUCUUAUCCCGUGGAGACUCCUACUUCGUACCCUACGGAGACCCCCUCAUACCCGGUUGAGACUCCGUCGUAUCCAGUUGAGACUCCCACGUAUCCCACGGAAACACCGUCGUACCCCGUGGAAACUCCUACCUACCCUACGGAGACGCCAUCUUAUCCAGUUGAGACCCCUACUUAUCCUACGGAAACACCUUCAUAUCCUGUAGAGACUCCUUCAUACCCUGUUGAAACUCCUACUUACCCAACGGAAACCCCUUCAUACCCCGUUGAGACUCCCACUUACCCAACGGAAACUCCUUCAUAUCCCGUUGAGACUCCUACCUACCCUACCUACAGUCCUACUAGCUACCCUACUUAUACGCCUUCUUACCCUGUGGAAACUCCUUCUUACCCCGUGGAGACUCCUUCUUAUCCUGUGGAAACACCUUCGUAUCCCGUGGAAACUCCUACCUACCCUACAGAGACGCCAUCUUAUCCAGUUGAGACCCCUACUUAUCCUACGGAAACACCUUCAUAUCCUGUAGAGACUCCUUCAUACCCCGUUGAGACUCCUACCUACCCUACCUACACCCCUAGCAGCUAUCCUACUUAUAGCUACCCUACUUAUACGCCUUCUUACCCCGUCGAGACUCCCACUUACCCUACGGAGACUCCUUCGUACCCCGUUGAGACUCCUACUUACCCUACGGAGACACCUUCAUACCCUGUUGAGACUCCUACCUACCCUACGGAGACUCCUUCGUAUCCCGUUGAGACUCCUACCUACCCAACCGAGACGCCUACUUAUCCUGUCUCUACGCCAACAUACCCUGGUAGCUCAACCUUCGUUACUUCGUCUACGGUUUCCAACCCUCCCGCAACCUCCACCAGCCCCGUGGUUGUUCCCACCGGUGCGGCUGCUAAGGCUGGUCCAGUCGGUGCCCUGAUCGUUGCUGGUAUCGCUGCCUUGGCCAUCUAAGAGGACAUAGAAAUUUGAACCUCGAAAUUGUUGUCUAUAUCGAGAUGGCUUAUGCCCAAAGCACUGUUAAUAGAUGGGUAUUUGGGCGAGACGGGGGUUUAGACUUAAUGGGAAGAGGGACGUUUCUAUUCGCUCAUUCAAUCUCGAGGGUUUCCGAAUCAAGGACAACUCUUCGGACAUGAACUUUACGACAAACUUUUUGGGCAACGAAAAAAUCCACGCGGGCUAUUAUUGGUAAUGUCAGGACAUGACGGACGGGUGGGCGUUUUGAUUCAUUGGGCCGAUUGCUCCUCACGACAUAAUACACCUAUAUAACGACACUCCUUUCCCGCAGCAAUGAUGGGUUAACCUGCAAGCAAUUGCGGGACUAAUUUGAUAGAUGAAAAUAUAAAUCGUUUAAAAACUCAUCCUUUCUGUU